AUGGCUGACAAGCGCUCUCCUUCGCCCGCGACCGAGAAGCACGAGGACGCACGGCCUGCAUCGCGACCUCGCUUGGACGACGAAAUGGAUCCCGCCCCACCCGCGCAGGCUUCGGAGGUUGCUGGAGAGGCGCACACCGCUGCUGAGGCUGUGGAGGUGACAGAGGACGGGACAGAGGAGGACAAGGAAGAGGUCGAGCCCGAAGAAGAGCCGCGAGAGAAGGGCGUCAAGCCGGAGGAGCUCAAGACGAUCAGGGAGGCCUACGAGGACGGGUCGCUCGAGGGCUACACGGACGCAGAGGACAUCGUCUACCCGCACAAGUCAGAGCUUAACGACAAGGUCAUCAUCUGGCGCGGUGACAUCACGAAACUCGCGGUCGACUGCAUCGUCAAUGCUGCGAACAAGUCGCUUCUCGGCGGCGGAGGCGUCGACGGUGCCAUCCACUCCGCAGCAGGCCACACCCUCUACGACGAAUGCAAAAAGCUCAACGGCGCCGACACGGGCGAGACCAAGCUGACAGGCGGCCACCGCCUUCCCGCGAAGCACAUCGCGCACACUGUCGGACCCAUCUUCAGCCGGAACAAGCGCGAGUGGUGUGAGGAGAAGUUGAGGAGUUGUUAUACCUCGACUUUGGGGUUGUGCGUCGAGAAGGGGUUGAGGAGCGUGGCGUUCUCGGGCAUAUCGACGGGCGUGUACGGCUAUCCGCUGGACGACGCGGCGCAGGUAGCGUGCGAUGAAGUCCGGAAGUUCCUCGAGGGCGAAGACGGCGACAAGAUCGACCAUGUCAUCUUCUGCGUCUUCCGCCAGAUUGACGUCAACUCCUACCUUGACAACGUUCCGGCCUACUUUCCCCCUCCGCCCGGCUUCAAGAAGACGGUGAAGGGGGACGCAGCAGCUGAAGAAGAGUCGAAGGACGAUGAUGGCGCGGAGAAGAAGGCGGAAGAAGGAGAGGCGGCGGCGGCUGGCGAGAAGAAGAACGAGUGA
Rhodotorula toruloides NP11 is the source of this 984-nucleotide messenger RNA. Its product is annotated as macro domain containing protein. Bases 1 to 984 code for a protein of 327 amino acids. The record is from RefSeq and is a predicted model, not a curated record. Lineage: Eukaryota; Fungi; Basidiomycota; Microbotryomycetes; Sporidiobolales; Sporidiobolaceae. The transcript is spliced from 7 exons.